Messenger RNA from Linum tenue, 3747 nucleotides. The record is from the annotation of a GenBank genome assembly. Lineage: Eukaryota; Viridiplantae; Streptophyta; Magnoliopsida; Malpighiales; Linaceae.
AUGUUCAGGUUUGCAGAUGGCAAAGACAAGCUGCUGAUGACUUUUGGGGUUCUGGGUUGCAUUGGAGAUGGGAUGCAGUACGCUCUAACCAUGUUUGUUCUCAGCGAUGUUAUCAAUGAUUUCGGUAAUCCGAACAUCGUUCUCAAUCAUGCUACUGUGAAUAAGGUACAGGUAAUUGCUUGUUUUCCAAGAAAACACACUAACGUAGUGUUGAUUGGAAUGACAACAGAAGGAAUGUGUUGGACCAGAACUGCGGAGAGGCAGACUUCCAAGAUGAGAACACAGUACCUGAAGGCCGUUUUGAGACAAGACGUCGGUUUCUUCGACACCCAGGAAGGCGGUUCGACCACGUUCCAAGUCGUCACAACCAUAUCCGGUGAUGCCAAUUCGAUUCAAGUUGCAAUAUGUGACAAGAUUCCCAACUGCCUGAUGUACAUAGCAACCUUCCUCUCCUGCCUCAUUUUCGCCUUCGUUCUCUCUUGGAAGCUGGCACUGGCUGCUCUGCCACUGACCUUCUUGUUCAUCGUCCCGGGGCUCGUAUUCGGGAAGAUGAUGUUGGAUGUGAUAAUGAAGAUGAUUGCUUCGUAUGGUGUUGCUGGAGGGAUUGCAGAACAAGCCAUCUCUUCGAUCCGCACGGUGUAUUCGUACGUCGGGGAGCAGAAGACCUUGGAGAGUUUCAGCAAGUCGCUUGACACUACCCUGGAGUUGGGGAUCAAACAAGGCUUUGCAAAGGGUUUGUUGAUGGGAAGCAUGGGAAUGAUCUAUGUUGGCUGGGCUUUCCAAGCUUGGGUUGGCACGAUUCUCGUCACGGAGAAGAACGAGAAGGGUGGCUCCAUUUUUGUAGCUGGAAUCAAUGUCAUCAUGACAUUUCUUGCAUUUUUCAGGAGUGUACUGGGUUGCCUUCCUAAUCUGUCAUCCAUCACGGAAGCAACACUUGCAGCGACUCGAAUCUCCGAAAUGAUCGAUCGAGCUCCCGACAUAGACACGGAGGAGAAGAAGGGGAAAGCUCUGUCACACAUCCGCGGAGAGAUUGUGUUCAACGACGUCCAUUUCUGCUACCCAUCAAGGCCUGACACCCCAAUCUUUCAAGGGUUGAAUCUCAGGAUUCCUCCCGGCAAGACGAUUGGCCUCGUUGGCGGCAGCGGUUCAGGAAAAUCUACCACCAUUUCCUUGCUGCAGAGGUUUUACGACCCGAUUCAGGGCGACAUCCUCCUCGACGGGCACAAGAUCAAGAAGCUCCAGCUGAAAUGGUUGAGAGCUCAAAUGGGCCUGGUGAAUCAGGAGCCGGUCCUCUUCGCGACAUCGAUAAAGGAGAACAUCAUGUUCGGAAUGGAAGGAUCCACCAUGGAUGACGUCAUGAACGCUGCUCGAGCUGCAAAUGCGCACGAUUUCAUCGUUAAACUGCCCGAUGGAUACGAAACUCAGGUUGGCCAAUUCGGAUUCCAAAUGUCUGGAGGGCAGAAGCAGAGGAUCGCCAUAGCCAGAGCUCUCAUCAGAGAGCCGAAAAUCCUGCUCCUCGACGAAGCGACAAGCGCCCUAGACACGCAGUCAGAAAGAGUUGUCCAGUCUGCAAUCGACCAGGCGUCCAAGGGGAGGACGACCAUCAUCAUCGCUCAUCGCCUCUCCACCAUCCGAACGGCCAACCUCAUCGUGGUCUUCCAUGAAGGCAAGGUGGUCGAAUCCGGUACCCACGAGGAGCUUAUGUCGAAAUCUGACGAUGGAGAGUACUCAAAGAUGGUGAAACUGCAGCAGGCAGCAGCAGAGAAGAAAAGCCCAGGACCGAGUCCCCGAAUCGGAAGUGCAAGGUCGACUGCACCGAGUCCACUAUCAAGUGCACCGGGGACUCCCAGGUUUAGCCCUGCUAGCCCGGCGAGCCCCUUCAGCCCUGCAAUGUCUGUGGGCACUCCCUAUGCGUAUUCGAUCUACGAUCCUGAUGACAGCGACAAUGAAGAUUACUAUGAUCAAUUUGGUUCCUCUGCUCCAUCACAGUGGAGGUUGUUGAAAAUGAAUGCACCCGAAUGGGGGACAGCUCUGGUCGGAUGCUUGGCAUCGAUUGGGUCCGGUGCGGUCCAACCCAUCAACGCUUACUGCGUCGGUUCGCUUAUAUCGAACUACUUUCGAACCGAUGAAGAUGUCAUGAAGCAGAAAUCGAGGAACCUGUCUUUCAUCUUCCUAGGCAUUGCAGCUCUCAACUUCGUCUCGGGCCUCGUGCAGCACUACUGCUUCGCGGUGAUGGGCGAAAAGCUGACAAAAAGGGUUCGUGAGAAGCUGCUGGAGAAGCUCAUGACCUUCGAGAUAGGAUGGUUCGACGAGGACGAGAACUCGAGCGCUGCGGUCUGCUCGAGGUUGGCUACUGAGGCUAGCAUGGUGCGGUCCUUGGUUGGGGAUCGGAUAUCACUUCUGGUGCAAGCAUUCUUCGGGUCCAUUUUCGCCUACGCGCUUGCUCUGGCUCUGUCGUGGAAGCUAGCUCUCGUCCUGAUCGCGGUCCAGCCUGUCGUUGUAGGCGGGUACUAUUCGAAGAGUGUGUUGAUGAAGAGCCUAGGGGAGAAGUCUCAAAAGGCACAGAAAGAAGGAAGCCAGCUAGCUAGUGAGGCAGUAAUCAAUCACAGGACGAUCACUGCCUUCUCUUCUCAGAGGAAGAUAGUGGGGCUGUUUAAAGGUACAUUGAGAGGACCAAAGAAGGAGAGCAUGAAGCAAUCAUGGUUGUCUGGUUUUGGUCUCUUCAGCGCGCAGUUCUUCAACACUGCAUCUACUGCAUUGGCAUUUUGGUACGGUGGGAGGCUGUUGAUUGAUGGGUCUGUAACGCCAGAGCAUCUUUUCCAAGCUUUCUUGAUCCUGCUCUUCUCAGCAUACAUAAUUGCAGAAGCUGGAAGCAUGACGAACGAUCUUUCUCGAGGUGGGAAUGCGGUUCAAUCGGUGCUGUCGAUCUUGGACAGGAAGACCGAGAUCGAUCCUGACAGCCAGUAUGUGUCGGAGAGCAAAAAAGACAUUAGGGGGAAAGUUGAGCUGAAAGAAGUCUUCUUUGCAUACCCAUCAAGGCCUGAUCAGAUGAUCUUCAAGGGUUUGAACCUGAAGAUGGAUGCAGGGAAGACGAUUGCCUUGGUUGGGCCGAGUGGGUCUGGGAAAUCCACGGUGCUUGCCUUAAUCGAGAGGUUUUACGACCCAUCGAAAGGGGCAGUGUUCAUUGAUGGUCAGGAUGUGAAGAACUACAACCUGAGAUGGCUCAGGAGUCACAUAGCAAUGGUCAGUCAGGAGCCGACAUUGUUUGCUGGUACGAUUGCUGAGAACAUUGCAUACGGUAGGGAAAAUGCUCGAGAAUCCGAGAUCAAGAAGGCUGCUGUUCUUGCCAAUGCCCAUGAAUUCAUCAGUGGAAUGAAAGAUGGCUAUGAUACAUACUGUGGAGAAAGAGGUGUGCAGUUAUCAGGAGGGCAGAAGCAAAGAGUGGCCAUUGCAAGGGCAAUCCUGAAGAACCCAUCAAUCCUGCUGCUCGACGAAGCGACGAGUGCACUUGACAGUGUCUCAGAGAAGCUGGUUCAGGAGGCACUGGAUAAGAUGAUGGUUGGCAGGACCAGUGUUGUGGUUGCUCACCGGCUAUCUACAGUACAGAAAUCGGACUGCAUUGCGGUGAUCAAGAACGGGCAGGUCGCGGAGAAAGGGUCGCAUAACGAGCUCGUCUCGUUCGGGAAGAGAGGGGUUUACUACUCUCUAAUCAAGCCACAGGCUGGGAGUAGCUCCCCUUUCAGGUGA